GGGCGGUUUGAAAGGGAAAAAAACGCAACUUCUGACAAGUUGUUAGAAAUUAACCAGUUUACCUCAAAAUAAUUUCGUGAGCGUUCACUGUUAGUAAAAUAAUGUAAGGGCUGUCAGUCGACGCUGGCUGUUUCCGCAUUAAUGCCUUUACAUGACGUUUCGGGCUAACGUUAUAAAAACUUGAUAUGCUAGCUAGCUACCGUUAGCUGUUUGUGCUAAGCGUCUGGUCUGUAACUUUCUACUGCUGAGUGUUGACCAGGUGAACCAAGAUCAGGACACUUCUCAGACUUUAUCUACUGAAUAGCGUUAUCUGUCAACAUGGCGAGUGUGCAUGAAAAUUUGUACUUCAACCCCAUGAUGACGAACGGGGUAGUCCAUGCUAACGUGUUCGGUAUCAAAGACUGGGUGACUCCGUAUAAAAUCUCUGUGCUGGCUCUGCUCUACGACAUGACUGCGUCCAAAAUCACUCUGCCUGAGAGGAGACGGCUCAACAAGCUCAUCCUGCCCCUGCAGCAGGGUCCAGACUUGACUCUUGGUCAGUUCCUGAAGACCGUGGAGGAGUGCUGCCCCCAGACUGCAUAUGCUGUCAAACUCAGGCUGCAUGAAAUGGCAGAGGGAGAGCUGAAAGACAUGGAGUACUUCUUCUCCACUCUUCCUACCCCGUUUACUGCCUUUGACACCGAGGCUUAUAAAACCAGUGUUGUUGGUCUUUUUAUGAGACAUAUGCUGCUGGCCUACAACAAGCUGUCCUUCAGUCAGGUCUACAAGCUGUACAAGUCCCUGCAGCAUUAUUACCACAGUCACUUCGCCAAGCCCACCGACGGGCAGGUGAGUCUGCCAGCGCUGGCAGCAGACGACUCAGAGAUGGACCUGACAAGCACUGAGGACACUGUGGGCGACAGAAUUGACAAAGAGGAGACAGACAACCCGCUGCAUGAGUCAGAGCUUCGGAAUGACAAUACACCAAGCAAAGGCCCCUUGUCACAAAAACAAGCUGAGUACUUUCUUGCAAGACAGGCGUAUCUUCUGAAGAACGAUGAGAACAAAGCUUUAAAGCCUGCCGCUCUGCAGGAAGAGCUCAACAACAUGCUGAAGUUUAACCCAGAUUUUGCUGAAGCGCAUUACCUGAACUACCUUAACAGCAUGAGAGUGCAGGACAUCUUCCUGUCAGCCCACAGUCUCUUACAUUAUUUUGACCGCCUCAUCUUGUCUGGAAAUGAGGGGAAGAGUAACGGGGAUGAGGGUUAUGGACGCAGUCUCCGUUACGCAGCCCUCAAUCUGGCGAGCCUGCACUGUCGCUUCGGCCACUAUCAGCAGGCUGAUCUGGCUCUACAGGAGGCGAUCCGCAUUGCCCAAGAGUCCAAUGAUCAUGUGUGCCUGCAGCACUGUCUGAGUUGGCUCUACACACUGGAACAGAUGAGGGGAUCUGACAGCACAGUGUUAACUGAGGAUUCAGUGAAAAUGGCUGCCCAUUUCUGCCUGCCAUACCUGGCAUCUCUGGGCAUUCAGUCUCUAGUCCAGCAGGGGGCGACACAGGGUAAGACAGCCCACAAACUGAUGGAUGCACUGAAGGCCUUAGACAUCCUGCACUGGAAGCACAGUCUGUCAGAGCUGAUCGAGAUCAGCCUGGCUCAGACAACGUCCAUAUGGAGGAUGUACGGCAAGAGCACCAUGGCUCUGCAGCAGGCCCAGCUGCUUCUCAACAUGAGCAGUCUGGAACCGGUCAACUUUGGGGUCCAGCAGAACAACACAGAAGCGUUCACCGUGGCUCUCUGCCACCUGGCCGAGCUGCACGCUGAGCAGGGUCUGUACAGUUCAGUGUCAGAGAUUCUCCAGCAUCUGAAAGAACAGUUUCCUCCUCACUCACAGCAUGCAAAGCUCUGGAUGCUGUGUGAUCUGAAAAUCCAGUUUGACAGACACAUGCAUGAAGGGAAAUAUCAUUUGGCUGAACAACUGGUCACAGCCGUCUCUGCCUUAAACAAAACAGAGGGUCUCUACAGGAAAGCUCAAGUUCUGAAAGCUCUCAACAGGAGCACAGAGGCGUAUGGCGUUUUACAACGGCUGCAGACGCACUGUGAGAAGAGAAAAUGUAUAGAGGUGGUCAUCAGAGUGAUGCUUUCUACUGCUGAGCUCCACUGGGAGUCGUCUGGCUUCUCCACAGCACUUCCUCUCCUCCUGCAGGCCUUGGCCUUGGCGAGACAGCACCACCUACAGUCUCUGGCCUCAGAGGCCAUCCUUCACCUGGCCUACACUCAGCUGAUGCUGGGGGUCCCUCAGCAAGCUCUGACUGUUCUACAUGAAGCCAUCGAGCCUAUUCUGGCCCACGGAGGUGUCAUGGACAAAGGCCGAGCCCUGCUACUGACAGCCCGCUGUCAGAUGGCGGUGGCUGGGUUCAGGCCAAAUGGACAAGGGCAAGCAGAUUUGCAUUUGGCGGUUUUGGCUGUUGACACGCUGAACGAGGCAGCAGCGUAUUUCUCUAAGCUGAACUGUAAGGAGAGGUUACGGGACGUCCACUACCUGCAGGCGCAGCUUCACCGUUCUCUUGGACAGACAUCGCAGAGUAACAAAAGUGCCAUGCUGUUCCGGCUGCUAGACCAGGAGCUUCAGUCACCUGCCCCAACAGUCUCUAUGAGGCUCUGACUUCCCCCUGUCCCACUCAAAUCUGUAGUUACUCUGCAAAUUCUACUUACUGCUGUUCACCACCAGAUGGCACUGAAGAUCUGUCCUGCUUCUUCUAGCUCUCACACUUCUAAAUAUUUUGGAACUACUGGCACGGCUGGGACUUUUGCAGCAAGUGUCAGGUUACAAUAUCAGAGGGCAAUUAAAGUGGUCCCAAAUGAGGCUGAAGCUCCGGAGGCCGAUCUCGAUUCAGUCCAGUCAUGAAUGAAAUAAUGACUUAAUGAUAAAUGGAUAACUUGUGGUUUAAAAGCUUCAUCUUCCUUCCAGGUGUCUCAGACAGACAAAGCAUGCCAGCCAACGUGGUAAAAAUGUCAAAGUUUAUCAGAAGCUGCCCCAGCUGCACACCGCUUUUUGAUAAAUGAGGGUAAUAUCACAGUUAGCUACAAGAUGAAUGUGUUUCAGUGGCCUGGAUGAUUCAUAUUUCACCAGAGGAAUACUGAUGAAGCUGAAAUCCAAAGGGGGAGGAAAUCGUGAUCACAUUUAUAUUGUAAUGGACCCACAAUGGCAUAAAGGCUGAUACUGUAUCUGUAUUCAACUUAUGUCAGACAGGAUUUGGGAGAGCAGUUGUGUCUGAUAACAUUAUAUUUAAGUGUCCUGGUGGGCCUGUAAUCUAUGACUUGUAGCACUUCUUUCAAGAAAAUAAAAAACGUGUUUCCUAUGA
Molecule: messenger RNA, 3340 nt
Organism: Cheilinus undulatus (humphead wrasse)
Lineage: Eukaryota; Metazoa; Chordata; Actinopteri; Labriformes; Labridae
Gene: anapc5
Product: anaphase promoting complex subunit 5
Exons: 17
Coding region: 319-2640 (773 amino acids)
Biological process (GO): positive regulation of mitotic metaphase/anaphase transition; anaphase-promoting complex-dependent catabolic process; protein K11-linked ubiquitination
Cellular component (GO): anaphase-promoting complex
Molecular function (GO): protein binding
Source: RefSeq, a predicted model, not a curated record